CUUGCUGUGGUCCUUGUUGUAAUCUUUGCCGUGGUCUUUGCCGUGAUUCUUGCUGUGAUCUUUGCCGUAAUCUUUGCCAUAGUUCUUGCUGUGGUCCUUGCUGUGGUCCCUGCCAUGGUCCUGCUGUGGUCCUUAUUGUAGGUUUCUUUGCAGUAGAUUUAUUUGCAGUAGAUUUCUUUGCA
Racocetra persica is the source of this 182-nucleotide messenger RNA. Lineage: Eukaryota; Fungi; Glomeromycota; Glomeromycetes; Diversisporales; Gigasporaceae. The record is from the annotation of a GenBank genome assembly.